This is a messenger RNA of Micropterus salmoides (largemouth bass), 6617 nucleotides long. RefSeq names its product centrosomal protein 152 (gene cep152). Lineage: Eukaryota; Metazoa; Chordata; Actinopteri; Centrarchiformes; Centrarchidae. Gene Ontology annotation, biological process: centriole replication. The record is from RefSeq and is a predicted model, not a curated record. Gene Ontology annotation, cellular component: centrosome.
UUGGCAGCAAGAACAAUAAUGUUUACGAACUAGCUUGUACCGUGCAUGUUUUGUUACAGAGAAUGGCUAUAAAACUAAACUCGUAUAUGCGUCUGUUGAGAUAACUGAGAGAUAAGACGCUUGUAGUCCGUGUGUAUUUGUUCACCGUCGCAGAGGUUUGGCGCUGCUAAUGCGCGCGACUUUUCAAAGUGGGCGAGUCUGCGGCUCUUAAAGAGGACGUCUGACCGGGCCAGCCGGUUGUCUUACAAAGUUUAGUGCUUGGCCAAAAUACAUGCAAACCUUCGUUAAACUUUUUAUGAAUCUACAUCUUUGAUCGAAAGUAUUUGUUCUAGCUCUUUCACGACCAGACCUUUUUCUUUCUCCGUCGGAGUCAUUGUUGCUAAGGCAAGCUAAUAACAUGCCCAGGUUAACGGUGCCUCUUGUUAGCUAGCUUCACUGCUUUGUAAUGUAAACAGUACUUAGCUUAAUGUGGCCAGCAGUUAAUAACGCCACGUAACUUAACUUUACCGUAUAAGUAAAGGAAUAAGCAAUUGACCAAAAGAAGCGUCUUUCCCAUUUAUGCCAACAGAACAUCACCCUAACGUACAUCAACAGGCUCUGCAUCAUGUCUAUUGAUUUUGACAGUGCGGCUCUUCAAACCCAGCAUGAUGAAGAAGAAUACGACCAGGAGGACUAUGCAAGAGAGCAAGAGCUACAGAAAUUGCUCACAGACCUGCCCGAUGACAUGCUGGAGGACAGCAGAGACUCCUCCCUAGAGCUGGAGUACUCUACCUGCAGCAAUAAAAACACUGGCAACAGUCCACAGUCCACAUGGACUCAGCAAUGGUCAGCUCAUCCAAGGCAAACCUCUCAUGAACAGAACUAUGAAGUUGACUUUGAUCAACGCUCACAUGAUGAGUAUGCUUAUGAGGAUGGAGCUGCUCCGAUCAGUGGACAUCGGAGUCAUCCUCAAAGUCAACCUCUGCCUCACACCUGGAACCAGCAGCCACAGGAUCAUCAGUUUACCCAGGGAGACUAUACAUACACCAGCAUAGGCACAGAGAAAUCUACAGAGACAAAUGAUUUCUCCACCAAUGAGUAUGACUCUAAAUCAUACCCUCAAGGCACUAAUAACGCUGUAGUGUAUAAUGGAGAAGUAGGAAGAAGAGACAACCUAAACUCCCGGGAACACACCAACGACAGAAAGCAUUGUCAAGAUUUAAACUCUGGAAUGGGGGACAGAGUUGUAGAUCAGUACAAGGCCAGCUACAAUCCUCACCAUCCUGCCCAUCAGCCAAAGAUGUUUAACUCACAGGCCGCUAACCAAGAAGGUCAACUUGACCGUCUGCAAAGAGAAUUCCUUGACUCGACACAACAAACUGCUGAUAGGGAGCAGCUUGCCCAGCUCCAGAUUUUAAACAAGGCUCAACAGAGGCAAAUUGAAGACUUGGAACGAAAGAUGGAGGAUUCAAGACGUAAUAUGAGAUAUCUCGAGCAUCAGUUUGCAAUAGUCAAAGAUGAAAAGGAUGGGCUUGCAGUAAGUCUAAAGGAAUCGAGUCGAUUGGUUGAAGAGGCCAAGGAGAGAGAGGUUCAAAUGCAAAACAAGUUGAGGGCAAUGGAGCAGCAAAUACAAGUCCUUACUGAAAGAGACCAGGAGAACAUGAAGAAGCAAAGGGUGGCAGAGGCUGCAGUGGACAGCAUGAAACAGCAGAUGUUGGAGCUUUGUCGUUCCGACACGUUGUCCAGAACGCGGGAGCAGCAUGACAGAGACCUUACUGUCAUAAAGGAGCAGCAUGAGUCUGCACUGUUGACACUACAGCAGAAACUAGACUCUACCUCUCAGGCUCUGAACGAACAGAUUGAUGUUGGUCAGAGGUUGCGAGAGCAGGUGAAGCAGCUGGAGCGCCAGAAAGAAGAAGAGCAACUGGAGAGAGCCAGAGUCGUUAACGCCCUCACUCAGCGUCUGGAGGAGAGUCAACAACAAUGUGCCAAGCUGCUGCAGACAAGUUCAGUGCAGGAGACAACUCAGAUGCAAAUCAAACUACAACAGGCUCAAUCAGCCAAGGCCCUGAGUGAAAUGAACAAAGUCUUACAGGAGGAUCUAGCCGAUUUGAAGGAGCAGAUCACUCUGUAUGAAUCUGCUGUGAAACAUGGUGUUAUUGCAUUAGACCUGAGCAGUGACUGGGAGAACCAGCUGUCUGAAUCCUGUGUGGAUUUAGGAUUAAAGAAAACAAACAGGAAAAAUGGCAUGCUUCACAGCGCUGCCCUGGCUCACCUUUCGGACUCCAAGCUGCCCAAAGAUGAAGCGUUGCGACUGCUGCGAGUGGAGAUGCAGCGGUGCCUGGGUAGUCUGAAGGGAAAGCGGACAAAGAUCAGUCAGCUGCAGGAGGAGCUCCAGCUCUCUCAGGGUCGAGUGAACGAGCUCCAGACCCAGUUAGAUGAAGCCAAGCUCAGUUCUUCGGUCAGAGAGACGAGCCAGAUGAAACAUGUGGACUUAUGCGGAGUGCCUCAGAAAGAGUUGAUGCGACUACAAGAAGACAAUAGACACUUGCAGGAACAAGUGGAGGUCUUAGAAAAAAAGAAUAAGGAGCUGAAACAGAGUGAGGAAAAGGUGAAGUCUGCUAACUCUGAGCUUUGCACCAAGAUGAGGGAGAUGAUCCAGGAAUUAGACCAAGAGAAGCAGGAGGCAGCUGAGAGAUCUGAGCGUAUUCAUCAGCAGUAUAGGGACGAUGUCGUGAACCGGAUCAGAACGGAGCUCAUGCUGGAACACAAUGGUCUUGUUGAACAGCUGACUGCACAGCACCAACAGCAGGUCCAACAGUUACAGACCCAGCUGUCUGAGGCCAAUGAUAAGAUGUUGGCUGUGCAAGAAUGUUACAUAUCUGUCUGCAAGGAAAAGGACAUGCUUGAAGAAAGUGUACGCAACAGGAUGAAGGAGGAGGCUUUGAUCAGGGAAAAUGAGCAAAACAUGAGAGAGGAGAGUGGCACAGCUAUGGAGAAGCUGCGGGCUGAGCUUGAGGCUCAGCAUCAGGCCUCAAUAAACCAGCUCAAAGCUCUCUGGUCCAAAGAAAAGGAGACAGAGAUCCAGCUGCAGGUGAACUCUCAGGUAGCCGUGGCCAAGGCUGCUUGGAAGGAGGAACUACAAAAGAUAGAGAAAACCUGGGUCCAGAAGCUGGAGGAGGCUAGGAGAGAGAAACACAGGGAAACUGCUGAGGCUACCUGUCAGGCAGAUGAGACUGAGGCCAGCAGUGUGACAAUUUCUGUUGAGGAGCUGGACUCCAGGCUCAGUGCCCAGAAACAGGAGCUGCAACUGGAAGCUGACAAAGUCAAACGCAAAGCUGUGGAGGAAGCAAGGAAACAAACCCAGAGAGAGCUACAUGAGAAACACUUGGAGGACAUGGCCAAACAGGUUGAAGGUGCAGUAACGAGGGCCUACAAUCACUGGAUUGAGGAUUUCACUUCAUUACCAGAAUACCAAGACUCUCUACAAACAGAGAGGGAGAAAUGGGAAGAAGUAGAAGAAAAACACACCGAACAAAGGAUAACCCAGGCUCUGAAGGAGGCCGAGGAGCAGUGGCAUAAGAAGCACAAGAACCAGUUGGAGGAGCAGAGCUCUGGAACACAGAGGGUGGAGGAGCUCCAAGAGGAGGUGGCAGCUCUCCAGACUCAGCUGGAGCAAGUGAGGAGAGAGCAAACGGCCCUACUGAAGGCUGAGCUGGCCGGAGCUAAAGCAGCCUGGAACAGAGACAAACAACAAGAGAUCUCUGCCAUGCAGCUCCGCAGUGAGCAGGUGCAUCAAACCAAGGUGCAAGAGCAGUGCAAAAAGCUGGAGCAGGCUUUGCAGCAGGCCAGAGAGGACUUGGCCCUCCAGAAAAAGGAGCUGCUCUUGCAGAUGGAGGCCAAGCUACAGCAAACGCUGAGGGCCCGAAAGGAAGAGUGGAGAUGUCAGCAUGCAGAGAAGGAGCACGCCAGCAGACAGCAGAUGAGAGGAGAAUUACUAGCAGAGCUGCAGACUGCUCUGGCAGAGGUCCAGGCACAACUUCUCAGAGAUCCCAAAACAGAUCAGCAGGACACUGAAGACAUCAGGAGGAGCAGCGGGGCCACAUCAGAGGGCACAAUAACACACAUCAUCCAAACAUUCUGCAAAGACAUAGUCAACAGAGCAGUAUCUCAAGCCAAGACCGAGUGGAAGAAAAUAAGUGAGGAGAGACUGAGUCAUGUGUUAAAAGAAACACAGCAACAGCAUGAGAGAGCAAUCAGCAAAAUGCAAAGCUCUUUGUCCCAGAGGAAGGAGCAGACUCGUUGCAGAAAGGAGUGCUCUGAGACUGUAAGUAAGCUGCAGAAGAAGAACCAGGAGCUCCAGAGACACUUAGAGAAAGCCUGUCGUCAACUCCAGCACAGCGUACGAGAGCACAAAACUGCAAUGCAGAAUCUGAAAGAUCAGUAUGAAAGCGGCUUACAAAAUGCAAAAGAGGAACAUCUGCAGCAGCUAGAGGACGUCAAGAGAGCCAAAGAAUCCUCAGGGAAUUCUGAGCAGCAACAAAAUCUUCAGCAAGGCCUUGAGGAGAUGAAACAGCAAUACCUGAUGACUGUAGAAAAGAUCAGAGGAGACAUGCUGCGUUACCUCCAGGAGAGUCGGGAGCGAGCAGCAGAGAUGAUCCGUGUGGAGGUGCAGAGGGAGAGGCAGGACACUGUCAGAAAGAUGCGGCGCUAUUAUCUGACCUGUCUGCAGGAGAUACUGGAGGACGGAGGAAAGACUACAGGGGCUGAAAAGAAAAUAAUGAAUGCUGCAAGCAAGCUGGCAGCCAUGGCUAAAGUACUGGAGACGCCUAUCAAAAGUAAAUCCGGAAAGAACUACAGUCUACAGACUGACUGCCCUCCAGGUAGACACGCAGGUUUCACUAAGAACCUGUCCACACUAACUGAGCUUCCUGACAUCAGGCCAGAGGAGGGACCCCACAGGGAAAAGACUUGUGCUGAUUCAGAGCAGAAAUCAACCGCAGAAGCAAGAACUAAACCUUUACGUUACCAGGACAUUUCUGCAACUGGGAAGGAGGAGGCCUCCAUGGAUGCAGGGCUGAAACACCAAACUGCUACAUACACACACCUCCGCUCUUACAAACCUCAAGAGAUGGCUUCUCCAUCCCAGGUGGAUUUUGUCAGUUCUUCUGUGAGGAGUAAAAGCAGGGAGCUGUACCUGCAGGGAGUUGACAACCGCCUCGACUCAGGGCGACAGAGCAAACCCUUUCUCAUCCAGGAGGCUCCUGUCCGAGAUGAGAAGCGGACGGACUGGAGCAUGACCAGUAGUGACUCUGACACGGGCUUGCAGGUCUCCACGCUUUCCUACUCAGGGAAGAAAGUAGAACCAGUGAAGCCGUUUUCUGCCAGUGACUUAGCAGAGUUUGGUGACCUCACCCCGGAUGUUUCUGACAUGACUGUUUAUAAUGAAAUUGCCAAGAAGACACCUCAUACCCAGACCAUGAACUUCCACCAUGCAAAGAUGAGUACACACAGAGAGCCCACCCCCGGCUCUGAGGGUGAGAAGCAGCAUGGAGUUUAUUCCAGGCCUCUGUUCUCUGAGUUGAGACAGCGGCAGCAGGACAGCGGCUUCGACAGUCCGUUCUACCAACAAAAAUGACAGUGAAGUAGGGAGCUUGGAACUGAACCAUUUCAGUCAGCUGACCAAAUAGUGCCUUUAAUACAGUGUGUAAAGUUUACAUGAUGUAGAACCUUUGCCUUCGUAGUCGCCUGCGGCGUCUUUUUGUGUUGUGUUUAACAUCGUUAAAGGAAUAGUUUGGAAAUUUUGGGAAACAACUAUUUGUGAGUUGAAAAGAUUCUCUCAUGUCUGUACGCUCAGCAUAAGGCUACAGCCAGCAGCUGCUUAGCUUGGCAUAAAAACUGUAAACAAAGGUAAUAAAAUCCAACUUUAAAUCUCACUAGGUAGAAAAUUUUAUCUUAUUCAGAGAGCUGUUUUCCCCUGUUUCAGUUUUUUUGCCAAGCUAACUGGCUGCUGUUGGUAGCUUCAUAUUUAUUAUACAGACAGUCUUCAUUUGACACUCAACAAGAAAGUGAGUGAGCAUAUUUCCCAAGCUUUGGCGAAUGAUUGCGUUGAUGCUUGAUGUUUUUGUAAAAGCAGCACUGACCACAUUUUAAACCUCGUACUGGCCUGAUAAUCUCUCACUUCAGGCAUAACUCACACUUAAACAGCAAAACAGGUUCUGUAAAUAUUUGAAAAUAUCUUUUGGCCUCUAACACUCCUUUUCACAUUUCAGUUUACCUACUUAUUGCACUGACUAAACCGCCAAAAACACCGAAAAGUGUUUUUCAAAGAAAAUGUAUUUUCAGGUCAGUUGCUGUUGCUCUGCCAUUCUUAACCCUGAAUCAGAGAUAGGCAGCUUUACAAAACCACGUGUGCUGGAUAUGGUGUAGGCUCUGUUGCUUGUGCAACACUUAUGUCACUCUGUGUUCUCUUUUCUCUCUCUGGGAUCAGAAAGAUUUAGAGACCAGUGAUUCUGUGUCUUUUAUAUUUUGAAAUAUUUUAUAUCACGUCAAUGAGAUAUGUUGUGCAUAAAUUGUAAAUGUGUUUUUAUAAUUGGCUUUAAUUCAUUUUAAUAAAUCUUAUCAUAUUUGCAAACUAA